Molecule: messenger RNA, 348 nt
Organism: Procambarus clarkii (red swamp crayfish)
Lineage: Eukaryota; Metazoa; Arthropoda; Malacostraca; Decapoda; Cambaridae
Source: RefSeq, a predicted model, not a curated record
AUGGAUUAUUUGCUAGAUGAAUGCUUCCUGGAAAAUUCUCUAGAUGAAUACUUCCUGGAACACCCUCUAGAUGAACGCUUUCUGGAACACUCUCUAGAUGAAUACUUCCUGGAACACCCUCUAGAUGAACGCUUUCUGGAACACUCUCUAGAUGAAUACUUCCUGGAACACCCUCUAGAUGAACGCUUUCUGGAACACUCUCUAGAUGAAUACUUCCUGGAACACCCUCUAGAUGAACGCUUUCUGGAACACUCUCUAGAUGAAAACUUCCUGGAACACCCUCUAGAUGAACGCUUUCUGGAACACUCUCUAGAUGAAUACUUCCUGGAACACCUUCUAGCUAAAUGA